Molecule: messenger RNA, 839 nt
Organism: Microcebus murinus (gray mouse lemur)
Lineage: Eukaryota; Metazoa; Chordata; Mammalia; Primates; Cheirogaleidae
Product: trypsin-like
Biological process (GO): proteolysis
Molecular function (GO): serine-type endopeptidase activity
Source: RefSeq, a predicted model, not a curated record
UCAUAACAGACUAAAGAAGAAAAUAAAAGAAUGUGAGCAACCAUGAAGACCCUCAUCUUCCUCGCUUUCCUGGGAGCUGCUGUUGCUUUGCCCACUGACAACGAUGAUGACGACAAGAUCGUCGGAGGGUACACCUGUCAGGCGAAUUCAGUCCCCUACCAGGCGUCCCUGAACUCGGGCUACCACUUCUGCGGCGGCUCCCUCAUCAACGAUCAGUGGGUGGUGUCCGCGGCUCACUGCUACAAGUCCCGAAUCCAGGUGCGUCUGGGAGAACACAACAUUCAACUCACUGAGGGCAAUGAGCAAUUCAUUAAUGCUGCCAAGAUCAUCACUCACCCCAAAUACAACAAAUCCACCAUGGAUAAUGACAUCAUGCUAAUUAAGCUGAGCUCAAAAGCCAAGCUCAGCUCUCGAGUGUCCACGGUCUCUCUGCCAAAAUCCUGUGCAGCUGUUGGUACUCAGUGCCUCAUCUCCGGCUGGGGCAACACCCUGAGCAGCGGCACCAACUACCCUGAUCUCCUGCAGUGUCUGAAGGCUCCCGUCCUCUCUGACAGCACCUGCCGCAGCUCCUACCCAAACCAGAUCACUAGCAAUAUGAUCUGCCUGGGCUUCACGGAGGGUGGCAAGGACUCUUGCCAGGGUGACUCUGGUGGCCCCGUGGUCUGCAAUGGACAGCUCCAGGGUGUCGUCUCCUGGGGCUAUGGCUGUGCUCUGAGAGGCAAACCUGGUGUCUAUACCAAGGUCUGCAACUACGUGAGUUGGAUUCAGCAGACCAUCGCUGCCAACUAGACACCUGUAUCUCUUCAUGUCUUGUCUCCUGUUAUACAGCUUCACCUUCC